Molecule: messenger RNA, 1957 nt
Organism: Porites lobata
Lineage: Eukaryota; Metazoa; Cnidaria; Anthozoa; Scleractinia; Poritidae
Source: the annotation of a GenBank genome assembly
AUGUUUCUUCUGAGAUUCAAGCUACGCAAACUAAGGCGUCGUUGUCGAGUAAUCCCGCGGCACUAUCCAACCUUUUUGGCCUUAUUCAUUAUCUACGUGUAUUCUGUAAGCAACUGGAUGCCUGAAUUUACCACAAGUAACGUUCCGCUUUUUGAUGCGGUCAUGUCCACACGAACGAUCAACUUGUCUUUGACGGAGUGUCCUAUGCCCUGUCCUUCAGAGAUGUUUAGACUUCCCGGAUGGAAAGAGUGUAUUCCUUGGUUGAACUGUUCUGAAAUAGCAGUUCAAGUUCAUCGCAGGAGGCGAUUUACUCAUGGAGUAACUAAACGCGUUUGGCUCGCGGAAUGGAAUGGAUACGACGUUGUUUUAAUUAAAUGCUCAUCCCGGAAAAGUAAAAGAGAAAACUGUUUAAAAGGAUUGACUAAUUUGAAGCUCCUUCAGGGCGAAUUUGCAACUCGAGUCAUUGGCAAUUGUCCAGAGAAGUUCCAGGUACCUAAUGCUCCCCGAGUAUUUAAUUUGUAAUAAUAAUUUAUACCGAGUAAAACUAAUAAUUAUAAAUCACAAUCAUCAUCGUUCGAAACGCGUACGAUUGAUAACACUUUUGGCCCCGCUGUCGAAACUCUCAUUCUCUUAGUUUUCCCCCUAGACCAACCUGUUUCCAGCUAAGGUGUUAAUUUCGCGCGCGUUAUUUUAACAUUUGAUCAUUCAAGUUGUUUUAAAGGUUGUAGUCUGAAUUUUUACUUCUUUUUGUCUACAACACAAUAUUGUCUAGAUAAGUAAGAUUAUCGUCUUGGUUGUAAAUUCUGUCGGAAGCGUCUUGCUACGUAGAAUAGGCUGAUUUAGCGACAGAACGGGAACGUCAGUUGACGACCAAUGGCAGAGCGGCAAAUUGAGCACCGGAAGUCGUGUUUAGUCCUUUCCGCGUGCUUUCCCUUCGUCAACUGACGUUCCUGUCCUGUUGCUAAAUCAGCCUAAUAUAGUUAAGUAAAGGUCUUCUUGCCUCACCUCUCGAAUCCGCUAGGUGUUAUUGUUCAGCAUUGAACAACAAGUUUGCGGCCGGGUAAAGAUCUGGCACCAAGUAAAAAAUCGUCUCUUGAGUGGAGUUUAGACAUAUACAAUGUAUAUUGCAAAGCAUUGUUCCUUAACGAAAGACUACGGUUUUAGAACAAUAAUUGAGGUACAAGUUUAUUGAAUCAAAUUUAUUUAGAUGUAGUUAGCCGGAAUUCUAUUCAGUUGGAAACCUAUUUUUUUAGGUAAAGAAUUCGGUCAUCUUCAUUGGUUUAGUUUCUUUCUUUGCUUCUUUUUUUUUUUUUCAUUUUUGCAGAUGGUCACGAUGUACUACAAGCAUGGCACGUUGAGGUUCCUAGACAAGCUCUUGCGUCGUCCCGGGCUAUUUCAUUACAACAAUAUACAAACAAGAUUUCAGCUGUGUGUGGAUUAUGUCAGGGUUUUGGCGUACCUACACAACAGUCCAAUCGGAGUUCGUGUAAUGUGUGAUACACCAUUCCUCGACAAAUUACUCGAUCAAUAUUUGAUAACAGACGACUUUCACCUGGUUGUCAAUGACGUAGAUGGAUUAGAAGAAGUAACUAAAGAAGGAGCAUGCCACAAAAGACCUGCUAAUGAUUCACUUCAGUCACGAAUGGAAAUGGAGAAUCAAGGAUUGCCAACUGCGAUAGAACCACUUAAUUUUCAAUUGAGACCAGCAUACGAUGAAAAAAUUGACAUCUGGAAAAUUCCUUGGGUCGUGGAAAAGUUGCUUGGUAGCGUAAAAUGGAGCAGUUUUGCAAAAAGUGAGCUUCAAGAAAUCAUGAAAAAGUGCAAUGCAGUUGAUCCUCGGCGAAGGCCUUCGGCGAGUGAGGUACUACGGGAGAUGUUGAGAGUCCAGGAAUUACUGUCAUUUUCGAAGUAUUCGUCACUGGAUGUUGAGGAUCAACUUAAUAUGAGUCAAAACUGA